Argiope bruennichi is the source of this 2142-nucleotide messenger RNA. RefSeq lists its product as uncharacterized. Gene Ontology annotation, molecular function: ATP binding; protein kinase activity. NCBI's taxonomy places the organism in Eukaryota, Metazoa, Arthropoda, Arachnida, Araneae, Araneidae. The coding region runs from base 153 to 1919 and encodes 588 amino acids. The record is from RefSeq and is a predicted model, not a curated record. Gene Ontology annotation, biological process: protein phosphorylation. The transcript is spliced from 9 exons.
CAAAACACAUGAGGUAUCACAUUCAACGAAUUUUAUGGUGGCAUCACGUUAAAUUACAUAAUGCAUUCUUUGAACAAUUUCUGAAUUAUGAACUAUUCAGAAAAAGUUGAAAUUAUUCUUUUAAUGACGGAACCUAUGUCCUACUAACGAAUAUGUCAAGAUAUGACAAAGAAAGAAUCAUAGGAUCGGGCACGUUCGGAAACGUGUGGCUGGUCAAAUCGAGGUUAAGUAGGCAUUCUUACGUCCUAAAAGAAAUCGAUUUGAGGUCUUUAAGCGAAACAGAUCGCGAGCAUUCUUUGAAUGAAGUUAAAAUUUUAUCAAGAUGUAAGCAUAAGCACAUUAUUAGAUAUAAAGAAGCAGUCAUCGAAUCUGAUGAAACUUUGUCUAUCGUCAUGGAAUACGCAGAAGGAGGAGACCUGCACUCUACUAUUUUGAAACAAAGAGGAGUUCCUUUUAAUGAACAUCGAGUUAUAACGUGGUUCAUUCAAAUAUGUCUGGCUCUGCAGUAUAUUCAUUACCAAAAUAUUCUUCACAGAGAUUUAAAAUCUCAAAAUAUUUUUUUGACUCGAAACAAAAUGGUCAAAGUCGGAGACUUUGGAAUUGCUCGAGUUCUAAAAAAUCCCGAAGAAUUGGCAAAGACUGCCAUUGGAACACCUUAUUACUUGUCGCCAGAAAUUUGCCAGAGAAAGCCGUAUAAUCAUAAGAGUGAUAUUUGGGCUUUAGGAUGUAUUCUAUUUGAGAUGGCAGCAUUAGAACAUGCCUUUCAAGCAGUUGAUUUCUUACAUUUGGUAGCUUUGAUACUAAGAGGUAAACGAAAAGAGCUUCCGAGGCAUUGUAGCUCAUUAAUUCAAGAUUUGGUAAAAGACCUUCUUGAUUUAGAUCCAGAGCGAAGACCUUCGACUGAAGUUAUACUAGCUUAUCCCACGUUACAGCCAUAUUUAUCAGAAUAUAUGUUGACACAUGGAUCCAGAGAGAGUUUUCUGCCUAUGCUAAUCAGUCCAAAAGAGACGAGAUUAAGGGGAAGCUCAGUCAGCGAUAUUUUUGAGAACUUACGACGAGGUAACAAGAAACGAAGAUCUUCUUCAGCUUCGGAAAUGAAUCCAAAAUCAACACAAAGUAGCAUAGGGGCAACGGCGAAAGGAGGAACUGGAUCGGGGUGGAAAUUUUUGCGCAAUGCAAAGAAAAUGCCAAUAAUUCCACCAAAAAUCAAGAUCGAUAAGAAGCAAGAAUCUUCGUACAAAAUCCCCAAUCCCAAAUUCACCCCUCGUUUCAACAGGAAAGAACAAUCAGUCUUAACUAUAUCAUGCGAUACUUACACUGCAUCGACAUCUGGCGUCUCUCAUUUAAAAAAUAAACUGACGAAAUCUGAAGACCCAGUCCUUAAUGAUUCCGACCAUGGAUAUCAAAGCUGCAAUAGCCAUUUGACCCCUUCAGAUAAUUCAAAUAAGGAGAAUAGCGGCAUACCUAAAUCCCAUUAUAAAAUACAACAAGAAAAAGUUGGGCGAGCUUUCUUUGCUACGGAGAAUUGCAACAAAUCUGCUCCUGGAGACCACAGGAGUGACCCAGGACUCCACAACAAUUGCCAACAUUCACAGUGCCAUCAGUGUAUGCUGGAUAUGCUGUGGAAAAACAGGAUCCGAUGUUAUGUUGAAGGAUCAAUCAAUACAGAUGAAUAUUCAAGAUUGAGAAAUAAAUUAAUUUUGCUUUAUAAAGAGGAUUUAUUUGAAAAAAUAUACCAGUCGCUGCUUUUGGAUUGGGAAGAAAAUAAAAAUACCCCAUCUCCUAAUCUUUUGAGUAUGAUGCAGUCAUUGAACUACGAGCAAGUACAAAGCUUACCCCUUAUGAUGCAACUUGUGCAAUUAGACCUCUUCUUGAAAUCAAAGCAAAAUGGGCAAGAUACCAGUGGCAUUGAACCCUAAUUUAGGAAAUAAUGUUUUAUCAAAAUAAGACUUAAUGAAUUUAAAGAAGCUACUCGUGUUUUCAACGCUUUUCCUUGAAAUGUUCUUUAAUCUUGAGAAUUUCUAAUGUGUGUGUUUUAUCCAAUGAGACAUUUUUAAUUUUAAGAAUCAUGUUCAGCAAUGCAAGGUUAAAUGUAAUUUACAGUGUUUGUUUUGUCUCAUUGGAAUAUGUUGUUUUCAUCAA